UAUAAAUAAUUGUGUUGAACUUUGAGUUUUUAUUAACCUGUAAUGAAAUACAAAAUGGAAGUCGCUGUUUGGACGAUACUCUGUUUAAUUGUUGGUUUCCACGCCGCGCCGCUCGAAUAUACCUUAAAUGACAGCUAUGAUGCCAUUGACAGCUUCAACGAAAUCGACAGCUAUGAUCACAUCGCGUACAAUGAAGACAGGUCGCCGCUACUGUGUAUCGUACCAGAGCACCCGAAAAACGGACGGUACUGGUCUGCAGGAUCGCAGCGCCUGUACACCGGUACGGCUAAGCAACAUUUGUUCCUCAACACGUCGUGCGACGUUGGAUACAAGCCUGCGGGCGGUGAUCGAGGCGCCUUCGUAUGCUAUGACGGGAACUGGUCACCGAAUCAAUUUCCAACUUGCAUCCGAUACUGCAAACUGGAGCCUUCAGAAAGCGUGGAGUAUCGCUGCAGAAUCACAGACUACCCAAAUUCCGAUGGCACUCGUGACUGCCUGGCGUCUGAGCCGGAAGGCACUGUUAUACAGCCUCGAUGCAGACAGCCUCAUUAUUUCAGCGUGACCGAACUGCCCAAUAUGAACUGUGAGAAUGGAAAGUGGAACUAUAUACCAAGAUGUGAACGUGAAUGUGGUAGGCUGCCAGCUGGGGGGGUGCCCCUGAUUGUGGGGGGCAGGGAGUUGGAGAAUGGUUACGUGCCAUGGGCAGCUGGGGUCUACUACGCUGAUGGAGGGCAGAUGAAACAAGUCGGUAGUGCAAUUGUGAUCAGCAGGCACAUUGCUUUGACAGCCGCACACGUGUUGAGACUGGAUAUGGAGUGGCAGUAUCUAGCGAUUGCCGCCGGCAAGCGGCACAGGCAGUGGCAGCAUCCAUUAGACGAAGGUCGCGAACAAAACUCCAUGGUGAAAAGCACGCACAUACCCGAAAAGUUCUACGGUGCUGACCUUUUUUACCAGGACGAUCUGGCCGUUCUGGUGCUAGAUACGCCACUGGACUACACACCGUACGUGGGGCCCAUCUGCAUCAAUUUUAACCCGGACUUCGUGGCGAAGCAGUUGCGGCCCGGGAAUAUAGGAAUGAUGGCAGGGUGGGGGGAGACAUCGGACCUGCGAGGCUCCGAGGCAGAUAUCCUUAAGAUCCUGGAGAUUCCGUUCGUGAGCUUCAAGGAUUGUGUGAAACGCACCUCUCGGUAUUUCAGGAACUACCUUGUCGGCGGGAAGAUCUGCGCAGGAUUUGCAAAUGGAACAGCCCCAAGUAGGGGGGACAGCGGCGCCGGGUUGGCUUUUCCAGCUGAGACGCUAGGCAUCACCCGCUACUACCUUCAAGCCAUAACUUCCACGAGCCCCAUCAGUCGCAACGGUCGCAUAGACCUUUACGCCCCAACCAGCUUCGAGCCUUCGGCGAAACACGAAAAACUGAUCAAAGAGCAUUGGGACCCAUAUUAUAAUUCAAUUGUUCUGUGUUCAAUUAUGUUGUUACGCUAUGUGUGUCCGGUUUUACUCGUUUUUAUAUUUACGAAGCCGGUUUUAACUGCUGUAGCCAACAAUACACAAAAUAUUUACGAUGAUACGAAUGAGGGUUUGAAAUGGAUCAGAGUGAAGCGACAGGCGUCUACAUGCCGUAAGACUCAGUGGCAGUGCCGCGAUGGAACCUGUAUUGGCUUCGAUGGGAAAUGCGACGGGAACGUCGACUGUCCCGAUGGUAGCGAUGAAACCUUCCCGCUUUGCCGAAGCAAUGUAUGCCAGAGCAACUGGUUCCGGUGCACGUACGGCGCAUGCGUUGACGGUUCCGCGCCUUGCAACAAGAUUCAAGAGUGUGCUGACAACUCCGAUGAACUGCUGCCUAGUUGCCGCAAUGAGGAGGAAGUCCGCGGACGGUAUACAUGCAAGAACGGACAGACCAUAUCGUCUGUGGAGCACUGCGACGGUGUGAAGGACUGCGCGGAUGGUUCUGAUGAGACUCUGGAAGCCUGCGCCGCUGUGACCUGCCCCGGAUACCUGUUCCAGUGCGCUUAUGGAGCCUGCGUUGACAAGGGUUCAGAUUGUAACGGGAAACAAGAAUGCGCUGACGGAUCUGACGAGUCCGAUGAGCUCUGCAACAGGAACAGCCCGGGAGUUAAACCUGUGACACCUCGACCGGUGACGCCGACUAACAAACCUGCCCAAGGGGGUAACUGCCGCCUGCCCCCCUACCCGCAAUACGGGUCAUACACGGUAACGAACGUACCCGGCGCUGUGCCCGGAGAAUCCUACCCCAACGCGGUCCUCAACGUCACGUGUAACCCUGGCUUCGGGGUCGAGGAUAUGAAGGAUACAAUCUGGUGUUAUGACGGCAUCUGGUCUCAGAUAAUGCCGAAAUGUGUCCGUUUCUGCAGAUUAAACAGGCAUCCGAGCGUUGAAUAUCGCUGUCUCAGCACCGGCGCAAUCACUGGCUCCAGGGAAUGCGGGCCCCUGGAACCAGCUGGGACCAUCGUCCAGCCGAACUGUCGCACUCCCAACUACUACUACCCUGGUGUCCUUUCGAACAUGAACUGCAUUGACGGCAGCUGGGACUACAUCGCGCAAUGCAAGCCAGAAUGCGGCACAAUCACCCCCUUGGCCAAGCCGCUCAUAAUAGGGGGGCGUACAGCUAAAAAGGGGGAGUUGCCAUGGCACGCGGGCAUCUACGACAAGUCGUACACCCCCUUCAUGCAGGUGUGCGGGGGCUCUCUGAUCUCAACAACUGCCCUUAUAUCAGCGGCGCAUUGCUUCUGGAGCGAUUCGGAGAAGAAGCUGCCUGCGACCAAGUACGCUGUCGCGGUCGGGAAACUCUACCGACCCUGGAACAAUCUCAGGGACGAAGAAGCCCAGAAGUCAGAUGUUGCUGAAAUAAAACUUACCCCCCGCUACCAAGGCGCAGCGGCGAACUACCAGGACGACAUAGCUAUAGUGGUGGUGGUCACUCCGUUUGGAUACUUGCCCUCCAUACGGCCUGUGUGCAUCAACUUCGACGUACUCUUCGAUAUGCAGCAGAUGAUCCCAGGGACUAUGGGAAAGGUCGCUGGCUGGGGCCUGACCACGUCAGCCGGCGGGGCGUCGCAGAUCCUCAAGGUGGUGGACAUGCCCGUAGUGUCCAUUGACGAGUGCCGCGCCGUGUCGCCCGUCAGCUUCCGGGUGCAUCUCACCAGUGAUAAGAUUUGCGCCGGGUACACCAACGGUACGACGCUGUGUCAAGGCGACAGCGGCGGCGGCUUAGCGUUCCCGUCCCUCGAGCAGGGUACAGAACGGCACUACCUCCGCGGUGUAGUGUCCGUGUCGCCCGUCAGCGACGACGCAUGCAACCAGGACACGUUGGUCGCGUUCACGCAGAUUACGAAGCACGAGCAUUUCAUUAAACCGUACUUGUAG
This is a messenger RNA of Pararge aegeria (speckled wood butterfly), 3384 nucleotides long. Its product is annotated as modular serine protease-like. The record is from RefSeq and is a predicted model, not a curated record. Lineage: Eukaryota; Metazoa; Arthropoda; Insecta; Lepidoptera; Nymphalidae. Gene Ontology annotation, molecular function: protein binding; serine-type endopeptidase activity. The transcript has 24 exons. The coding region runs from base 43 to 3384 and encodes 1113 amino acids. Gene Ontology annotation, biological process: proteolysis.